Messenger RNA from Populus trichocarpa (black cottonwood), 910 nucleotides. Its product is annotated as eukaryotic translation initiation factor 1A. Gene Ontology annotation, cellular component: cytoplasm. The record is from RefSeq and is a predicted model, not a curated record. Gene Ontology annotation, biological process: translational initiation. Bases 146 to 595 code for a protein of 149 amino acids. Gene Ontology annotation, molecular function: translation initiation factor activity; RNA binding. The transcript is spliced from 2 exons. NCBI's taxonomy places the organism in Eukaryota, Viridiplantae, Streptophyta, Magnoliopsida, Malpighiales, Salicaceae.
CUACUUUCUAAAUAAAUAUUUUUGCUACGAAAGAGAGUCGAGGUCAAGAAGAAGCUAAGAAAGAAUCCACUGAUUGAUUUCUUUUUCUCUCUAUCAGCUUCUUCGCUCCUCUUUACCUUAGCACCACAGCUCAGAAUCAGAAACCAUGCCGAAGAACAAGGGAAAGGGAGGAAAGAAUAGGAAGAGAGGAAAGAACGAAGCUGUUGUCGGGAAGCGGGAGCUUAUUUUUAAGGAAGAAGGACAGGAGUAUGCCCAAGUGCUUCGCAUGCUCGGAAAUGGUCGUUGCGACGCUAUGUGUUUUGAUGGGACCAAGCGUCUUUGCCAUAUUCGAGGGAAGAUGCACAGGAAGGUCUGGAUUGAUGCUGGUGAUAUAAUUCUCGUUGGUCUCCGCGACUACCAGGAUCACAAGGCUGACAUUAUAUUGAAGUACCGGACCUAUGAAGCUAGGCUUCUGAAGGCCUAUGGUGAGCUCCCUGCGAAUACACGUAUCAAUGUAGGUAUUGCUGGAGGUUUUGAUGAGGAAGACGAUGGUGAUGAUGAUUAUUUUGAGUUUAUGAAUGCCGGAACAAGCAGUGCGCAUAUAAACUUUAUUUGAGACGUUAAACUUGCUAUAAUUCUCAUGUAAUGCCUUUUUGUAUCACUUUUAAUAUUUCUCACGUGUCCUCUUAUAUAUCCUGUGCUGUUUGUGCGGGUGCUGGUCUGUAUAUAGAGUGCUUCGUGUUGUGUUUGGCAUAUUUUAAUGGCUUUUGUAUGGAUAGGCGAGCUACCCUGUCUGUAUCACAUAUGGUAAUAUUCGCAUAAUUAAUGGGUGCAAAAUGUGAUUGUGUAAUUAGGCUGCCAGUCAGCUGCCUUGGUUUUUUGUUCGGAUUAUGUGUCUGAAUGACAGUACUAACUUGUUACUAGUGUUUCA